AUGGCGGAUCAAGGGAAUCAGUCGAUGCCAGUCGAGGAUGGGAUUCAGGUAGACGCUGCCGAUGGCGAGGCUCAUGCCAAACAAACGAAUGCAAGCACCACUGAGGAAGCCAACCCACAAGAUGCAGACAAAGGCGGCACAACUCUGGUUUCCCGCCCCCGCCGGUCCCUGAGAAAUGCAGGGCGUAUUACGGAAGAAACGGUCGUAAAAAGGACUGUGAGAAUCAUCAGCAAGCGCAAGUGGGACGCUGAACGCCUCCUCACUGACCCGAAAUCGCCACUCGCCAGAGCGAACCUACGAACAAUCCUUUCCAAUCCCAUAGCAUGGAGCAGCCUCGACGCGGUAGACCACGCCGAGAUCCUAGCGCUCUUCCCGGACCAACGCCACGUUGUCCUUGGGGAGGACGGCACGGCGCAGCCCAACACGGCAUCGCUAAUGAACGACGACAGCUUCCGGUACGACUGCGCUGCGUAUACGGAGAGCUUGGCGCAGGGGCGGCACGACCCGGACUGGCUGGCACAGGCGUGGGCAGCGCACGAGCGGCGAAGGGCGGGCGAUUUUAAGGACUAUCUCCGCGCCAAGUUUGAGAAGGACUGGGAGGUGCAGCUGCCGGAGGAGCGUGAGGCGGAUGCGAGCAAGGAAGCGCUGGCCGGUGACGCUGCGACGCAGGUCAGCAGCUCGACGGGGCAAGGGCUGCAGCCACAUGGUGCGCAUGUAUCUCAGUGA
Messenger RNA from Cordyceps fumosorosea ARSEF 2679, 726 nucleotides. RefSeq lists its product as hypothetical. The record is from RefSeq and is a predicted model, not a curated record. Bases 1 to 726 code for a protein of 241 amino acids. The transcript has 2 exons. Lineage: Eukaryota; Fungi; Ascomycota; Sordariomycetes; Hypocreales; Cordycipitaceae.